Molecule: messenger RNA, 6453 nt
Organism: Exophiala spinifera
Lineage: Eukaryota; Fungi; Ascomycota; Eurotiomycetes; Chaetothyriales; Herpotrichiellaceae
Exons: 1
Coding region: 1-6453 (2150 amino acids)
Biological process (GO): ubiquitin-dependent protein catabolic process via the N-end rule pathway; protein ubiquitination
Cellular component (GO): ubiquitin ligase complex; cytoplasm
Molecular function (GO): zinc ion binding; ubiquitin protein ligase activity
Source: RefSeq, a predicted model, not a curated record
AUGAGUCUACCGCCCUCCGACCUGGAUCGACAACUUCGUCAGGCUCUUUGCGACCAUCCGCGUCGAUACGGCUAUCGAUAUUCCGACACUGCGAGAAAUAGCCUGCUAGAGGGUCUCUUCCGUUCUCUGACAAAUGAUCGGUCCGACUACCUGCACGAACUGUUCCCUAACGGCUUUCCUCCGUCGUACAAAUUACAAGAUGCUCAAGGAGUGCAAGAGAAUGUCGAGUAUACCGACGCAGCCAGAGGACACCCUUGUGGCCAUAUUUUCAAGGCUGGUGAGGCCAGCUAUCACUGCAGCACAUGUACGGAUGACAGCACGGCCGUCCUCUGCGCCAGAUGUUUCGUGUCCAGUGACCAUGAAGGUCACCAGUACAUAAUUCAGAUGAGUCCUGGUAACACGGGAUGCUGCGACUGCGGCGAUGACGAAGCUUGGAAAACCCCCAUCCAAUGUGCUAUUCAUACAGCAAGAGACGACUGGGCGACUACGGAUGAAGUUGUUUCUCCUCUGCCGCAAGACCUGCAAGAGUCGAUCCGCGUGACGGUGAGCAGGGCGCUCGACUACUUCUGCGAUGUUAUAUCAUGUUCACCGGAAAAUCUCCGCAUGCCUAAGACGACGGAGACAGUGACGCAAGACGAGGCCCGGAGUAGGCUGCUAUCUGAGCAUUAUGUUAGUGGCGACGAGGUCGAAGCCAACCCAGAGUUCUGUCUUAUUAUUUGGAACGAUGAAAAGCACACGGUCCGAGAGGUACAAUCUCAAGUCGCAAGGGCAUGCCGACAGCGUGAGUCGUGGGGCCUCGCAAAGGCAGAGGAGACCAACGACAUUGGGCGAAGCGUUAUCAGAUUCUCUCGCAACUUGAGUGAGCUGACCAGGAUGGCAAAGAUCAUCGAAGAAAUCAAGGUCACUGUCACAAUCAGGUCGGCCAGAGAUACUUUUCGAGAACAGAUGUGUGGUACCAUAAUUGACUGGUUGGCUGAUAUUGCAGGCUGCAGCGUUGCUGGAGACAGUCACGUUUUACGUCGUAUCAUAUGUGAAGAGAUGCUUCAGAUCUGGCGUGUCGGCAGCGAAGCUUGGAAUGCCAAGGUUGGAAAGGAGGACCUGGAUGACCACGGCGAAGAAGACGAUCGUGAGUUUCGACGUCGAGCGCGAGUUAUUCCCUUCGACCCUAUCCAGUUUGCCAUGCAGAGAAUUGUAGCAGAAGGAGACGACAUGCUGACGGACGAAGACAACGAGCCGAUGGACCCCGAUGAGGAUGAGGAUGAGGAUGACGACGAGGAUGACGAAUUAGGUGAUGUCGAGGUUGGUCUAGAAUCGAACGACCUUAUACUAAGGACAAUAGCGUUCGAAGAUACAGAAGACGCCAACUCUAUCGUCGAACAUUCUGGCGAUGCUGAGGCCACCGAUGAUGCUGACGAGAUGGACACCGACGGUGACGGCGAUGGUGAUUUCCUCGACGUUGCUGAAAGGAUGGACACCGAUCCAACAUCGCCGGCUCCAGCAACGGUCCCUGGCCAGAACACAAUCAACCCAGAAGAUGGUAUCCGUGUAGGGGGAGCAGACACUCCGGCCGCCGCGGAUACCAAUGCAAACUAUCUCAAUGUUCCUAGAACACCGGCUGCUUCAUCGCGUCCGUCGUCCUCUCAAUCUCCUCCCCCGGAUCACUGGAAAUUGUCAAAACCUGGACAGUCAGCAUCAGGUACCAGUCUUCCCGUCUACGAGGACUUGACCAAAAACAUCCGGGUGGAUUCGAUGAUACUGUUCGACUUGCGUCUGUGGAAGCUCGCAAGGUCUAACAUGAGAGACUUGUUCAUCAGUACAUUGGUCAACAUACCCCAAUUCAAGCGCAUACUGGGUUUGCGAUUCUCUGGGUUGUACACCACACUUGCGCAGCUUUAUCUUGUUGCAGAUCGUGAGCCAGAUCACUCGAUCAUUAAUUUAUCGCUGCAGUUGCUGACAACGCCUUCAAUCACUGAAGAAGUGAUUGACAAAGGCAAUUUCUUGACUAAUCUCAUGGCAAUUCUCUACACCUUUUUGACGACAAGGCAGGUCGGGUUCCCCAAAGACCUAGAUCCUGGUGCAACCCUGGGAUUCGAUGCCGGAUCGGUGGCGAACCGCCGGUUAUAUCAUUUCUUUUCCGACUUGAGGUAUUUUCUGGCUUCGCCUUUCGUCCAAGCCAAGGCUCGGAGUGAGCGUGAAUACCUCUGUCAGUUCCUUGAUUUGGCGAAGCUCUCACAAGGGAUAUGCCCCAAUGUUCGUGCCGUUGGGGAACAUGUAGAAUAUGAAACCGAUGCAUGGAUCAGUGCGUCACUGCUAACUCGAGAUAUCAACAAAUUAUGUCGCCAGUUUGCCGAGGCUUACUACGUGGCGAAGGACAGCAAUCCCGCGGCGGUUCGAGCCACUUGCGAUGCAAUUAAACACGCAGCAGGUAUUGCGAUUAUCAACUCAGUUGGUCUCGAACGAAGGAGGUUUGACCAAGCUGAGAUUAAAGAUCCUGUAAAGUUUCACAAUGUUGGGCCUUUCGGAGAUUCUACGAUCUUCAGCGUUGUUGACUUCGUUGUUGAAAGAGGCUCACUCAGCUUCCAUCAUCCUCUCCACUACACUCUAUCGUGGCUCUUGGAAUGUGGAAAAUACACCAAGAACUCAAUCGAAGCUCUUCGUGAAGCUGCACAAGCGUUUCUUUCUCAUCUUCACGACACGCUCGGCGCCAGGGACCAUGCUAUUAAGCAAGCUCUAGUCACCGUCGACGACGCCUUGCUCACCAUGUUUGACUAUCCCCUUCGUGUUUGCGCGUGGCUUGCGCAAAUGAGGGCAAAUUUAUGGGUCCGGAACGGCAUGAGUUUGCGACACCAGAUGAUGCAGUACAAGAGUGUUGCACACCGCGAUGUUGGCCACCAUCGAGACCUCUUCUUACUUCAGUCGGCACUAGUGACAUGUGAUCCAAGUCGAGUACUUGCGUCCAUGGUCGACCGCUUUGGCCUGGCUGACUGGAUGAAGUAUGGGUUCGUUUCUUCAGAGAUUUGUGAUGACGGCCAAAUGUUGGAUUUGGCGGAAGAUUUCACCUAUCUACUGAUCAACCUGCUCUCGGACCGAGAUGCAUUGAUCGCAGACCGAAGCAAUCUUGAGUCUCAACUCUUGGCGGUUCGAAAGGACAUUGCACAUACUCUUUGUUUCAAGCCUCUGUCUUACUCAGAUCUAUGUGCUCGCCUAACGGAGCGCGCUCAAGAUCAUGAAAAGCUACAGGAUGUGCUUAAGCAAAUGACUCGGUAUCGUCCGCCAGAAGGUCUUCAUGAUUCUGGCUUGUUUGAAUUGAAGGAGGAGUAUCUGAUGGAGCUCGAUCCGUACAACUCACAUUUCUCAAAAAAUCAGAGAGAUGAAGCGGAAAACAUCUACAAGAAGUGGAUGGCAAAGAAGCUGAAGAAAUCUCCAGAUGAUGUCGUUUUGGAACCGAAAUUGCACCCCAUUCCUGGUGAGGCCUACACCAAUCUCUGUGGAGUUGUACAUACAGCGAUCUUCGCCGACGUUAUGCACAAAACCCUACUUUAUGUCUCACAAGGACAUAAGGGCAAGACCGGAGUUACAGCCACUCGAGUCGAGGCAUUCCUUCAGAUUGUGCUACAACUAGCAUUAAUUGCGACGCUGGAGGAUAAAAUAUCAGAACAAGGCAACGCAUCAUCCUUCAUUGGCAAUGCGAUCGACAUGCACCUACCUUCUCAUGACGAACCCCACUCCACGAUCCUUGACCAACUGCACAAAAUUUGGUUGAUGGACGAAUUUACGUCGUGUAGAAGCAAGAUCCGAUACAUCCUGAGGCUCUUCAAUCAAAAACGCCCGCAGCAGUUCAUGCGGGCUACUGAGCAUCUUGAAUUCCCCUCUGGCAGAUUUGAUACUUCUUCUCCUGCCAAUGCUGAAAACGAGGUUGAAGCAAAGAAGCGACAGGCUAUGGAACGCAAAGCGAGAGUCAUGGCUCAAUUCCAGCAGCAACAACAAAACUUCAUGGACAAACAAGGUGUGAUUGACUGGGGAGACGACGACCUAGAUUCACCUGACGAAGAACUACCAAAAUCGACGGAAACACGCCACUGGAAGUAUCCUUCUGGACUAUGCAUACAAUGUCGUGAGGAAUCAACGGACUCGCGGAUGUAUGGCACAUUUGCCAUGGUCACCGAUGCGCAUAUUCUUCGACAAACUGAUGUGGGCGAUGAGGAUUUUGUGGGAGAAUUGUUCGCCAUUCCUGACCAUCUGGAUCGGUCGAUUGAACACAUUCGCCCUUUUGGCGUUGCAGGGUCAAAUCAUGAACAACUACGACGCCUCAAUGCAGAGGGUCAGGAGAUCACAGUUGACUUCCAAGGUCUUGGGAAAGGCUGGCCCAAGCAUCAUACGAUGAAGGGCCCGGUAUCCACCAGCUGUGGCCACAUCAUGCAUUUUGCUUGUUUCGAGAACUAUUACCAGUCCGUCACCAGAAGGCACUCCCAGCAAGUUGCACGGAACCAUCCCGAAAGAAUAGCGCUCAAAGAGUUCGUUUGUCCGUUGUGCAAGGCCCUUGCCAAUACUUUUUUGCCCAUCGUAUGGAAACAUACCGAACAGUCAUACCCUGGGGCUCUGGGUGUGUCUCAAGAUUUCGAUCACUUCAUGGACAAUGAUAUCUCCAAGUUCACACCUGCCUCGGUUCCGAUGGAUAACAACGCUUUUGAUAAUCUUGCCUCGAAAAUGUAUUCGGAGACACUGGAUACCUUUUCCAACAGCUCAUUGACGCCGGCAAUUACUAUGUGGCAAGCUGGAGAUCUGACCAUCAGUCCCACCAGCCAAGCUUGGGCAGAGAAACCUGAGUUGGCUCCCUUUGCAGAGCUUUCUGGUAUAUAUGGACGACUUAGAGAUUCGCUCACUAUCACCGCCAGAACCAGUUAUGUCGUUCCUCCGGAUAGCACCUCGCCUGUGAAUCAUUUCCAUGUGCUGAUAGAUACCCUUGCAAACACUAUUGCGUCUGUGGAGAUUGGCCACCGAGGACGCGAAGCUGAGUUCGGCACUCCUCUGUUGACAUGCAUUCCUCAACAAACACUGAGCCACGUGCAAACGCUCUGUUCUACCUUACGAGCUUACACUGUCACAGGAGCAUUGACCGUCCGUGGUUCGACCGAGUCACAAUUUCGAGGACUCUGUGAUCAUCUUGAGCGUCAGCUCGCCGGUACUGUUACUGGACACGAACCGCAGAAUGGAAAUCCAGACCUAGCCCUGCCUCUUCUUCGCACGGAUGCUUUCCAAUUCCUAGUACAGUCUACCAUGGUAUUGUGCCCACUGCGACGACUUGAGGUUCGCCAUUUCUUACAGCUCUCCCUCACUCUCGAAGUCCUACGGGUCGCAUUGGCGUUCAUGCUGGAUCCCCAAGGGUUUAUCCGAGCAAGCGAGAAAUUGGUACAAAAUCAAAUUCGGCAUGCUGUUCCGUUGCAAGCAGAUACUGAGGAAGUCCAAAGUGUGAAAAGCCUUCUGGCGUGGAUGUUGUCUAUGCUCGAGCCUGAAGCGGCCCGUGUUGCGGGCGUUGGACAGCUGCGAAAUCUUUUCUUGUCCAUGACCGCGAACGAGUAUCGGGCAAUGUACAGACUUUUCCAAGUUUAUGCUCUUGCCUUUAUGCGAAAGUCGGCCAUCUUUUUCCAUACUGGGCAUGGUAUUGACUUUCCCACAACCGUGGGCUCGGAAGCGAAUUUGCCCGAGCUUGAACGGUUGCUCCACUUCUUCCAGUUGCCAAAGCUUCAAGAGAUCCUGAUGUCUUUCGACCAGUUCUCCGUUCAUGGAACUCUGAAAGACCGAGCACAGUCAUGGUUGUCCGAUUGUUAUCGGUACGCAGUAGACAUUGGACCAGCGUGGCCUCAGUCUGUAUCCCUCGGCAUCAAACCCCUUCAUCCGGCGCCUUUCGAACUGAUUGGACUUCCAAAAUACUUUGAUACGUUGAUGGAAGAGUCCUAUCGGCGGAAGUGUCCGACGACGGGCAAAGAGGUAUCAGACCCUGCUUUGUGCCUUUUCUGCGGUGAGAUCUUUUGCUCGCAGACGGUGUGUUGUCUCACACCCGAGCUGCGUGGUGGAUGCAAUGCUCACCUAGACAAAUGUUCCAGCCCUGUGGGGAUGUUUCUUUUCAUUCGAAAAUGUAACAUUGCACUCCUACAUGUGGUCAGCGACCCGAGGACGCUGGAUCUUGAGCGCCAAAGAAAUGGCCGAGGCACGCAUCCAUUACUCCAUGGAUCUUUGACACUAAGCCACGGCUCUUUCUUCCCUGCGCCAUACUUGACGAAACACGGAGAGACGGACCCUGGGCUGAGAUCAAAGCACCAAUUGAUCCUCAGCCAGAAGCGAUACGACAAACUCUUGAGGGAUGCAUGGUUGAUGACCAAUGGUAGUAUUUGGAGCUCGAUUGCUAGAAAGUUGGAGAGUGAAGUGAAUGCAGGAGGGUGGGAGACUCUUUGA